AUGGACGCCGCUGUUAAUCAACAUUAUAAAGAAGCAACAAACAAUAGAUUGACAAGCAAAGAUAAACAAUUGCUUAAUGAAACAAAUUCACCUUCGAAAGACUCUGAUUUACAAGCAGAGAAAUUUGGCGGAGAUACACCGAGUCAACAAGGUAGUGGAACAUCAACUGUUCUUGAUAAUGCUAGUGGACAAACAAAUCCAAAUAUUAUCUAUUAA
This is a messenger RNA of Rotaria sp. Silwood1, 216 nucleotides long. The record is from the annotation of a GenBank genome assembly. Lineage: Eukaryota; Metazoa; Rotifera; Eurotatoria; Philodinida; Philodinidae.